UCGUAGGAACCGGAACCAGCACAAAUGAACUGACUUUACGUUUACGAGAUAUUUUUCUCUGUCGGCAAAUCUGUGUUUGCCAUAAAAAUUGUUUUGAAAGACAAUCUAGCGAGGGGCAAACGAAGCACGCCGGCAGAGCGAGGUUACCCGGAAGUCGCGCAGUCGAGAUCACCACCUGCACAACCCACAAUGGCUAGCAGCACCACCAAAGCAAGAACCACGGUGGCUCAGCCACAACUCCGAGCAAUUUGUUUAUGUCUGCUAAUCGCCAGCUGCUACGUGUCGCACUCGCAAGCGGACGAGCACAAUCACAAGUACAAUGACCGGGAGGAGGUGGUCCUUUGGAUGAACACUGUGGGUCCGUACCACAAUCGACAGGAGACCUACGCCUACUUUUCCCUGCCCUUCUGCAGUGGCCAAAAGUCUUCGAUUUCGCACUACCACGAGACCCUGAGUGAAGCCCUUCAGGGCGUGGAACUAGAGUUUAGUGGCUAUGAAAUGGAGUUCAAGAACGAUGCCCCCAAAUCGGUCAUAUGCAUGGUCACCUUGCAGGAGGAGAGCGCCAAAGCUUUCAUCUACGCCGUGAAGAACGAAUACUGGUACCAGAUGUACAUCGAUGGGCUGCCCAUCUGGGGAAAAGUCGGUGAGCGGGACGAACGAGAUGGAAAAUACUACAUCUUCACGCACAAGAAAUUCGACAUUGGCUACAAUGGCCAGCAAAUCGUGGACAUCACCCUGACCACCGAUGCUCGAGAGGAACUCAAGCCGGGAUCGCACAUCAACUUCUCCUACGAGGUCAACUGGAAGCCCAGCAAGGUGGAGUUCAAGAACCGAUUCGACAAAUACCUGGACCCCAACUUCUUCCAGCACAGGAUCCACUGGUUCAGCAUCUUCAACAGUUUUAUGAUGGUCAUCUUCCUGGUUGGUCUCGUAUCCAUGAUCUUGAUGCGAACUCUGCGCAAGGAUUACGCUCGGUACAGCAAGGACGAGGAGGUGGACGAUAUGGAGCGAGAUUUGGGCGAUGAGUACGGAUGGAAACAGGUUCACGGUGAUGUUUUCCGUUCGCCACCAAAUACGCUGCUCUUUUCGGCUCUGGUCGGAGCUGGUUACCAAUUGAUUUCGGUGGUCUUUUGUGUGAUCAUGUUCGCCAUUGUUGGAGAACUGUACACAGAACGCGGCUCAAUGUUGUCCACGGCUAUAUUUGUGUACGCUGCCACUUCUCCGAUCAAUGGAUACUUUGGAGGAUCGCUCUAUGCCCGAUUGGGUGGGCGAAUGUGGAUCCGUCAGAUGCUGGUGUCCGCUUUUACGGUUCCAGUGGCUGUUUGUGGCACAGCUUUCUUGAUCAAUUUUAUUGCCAUCGGUUAUCACGCCUCGAGAGCCAUUCCCUUUGGCACCAUGGUAGCCGUCACCUGCAUCUGCUUAUUUGUGAUCCUGCCUCUGACUUUGGUGGGUACAGUGGUGGGCCGCAAUCUGGAUGGCCAGCCGGACUUCCCUUGCCGAGUAAACGCAGUGCCACGACCUAUUCCCGAAAAGAAGUGGUACAUGGAGCCGCUGAUUAUCGUACUUCUCGGCGGUGUCCUGCCCUUUGGAUCCAUCUUCAUUGAGAUGUACUUCAUCUUUACCUCUUUCUGGGCGUACAAGAUCUACUAUGUCUAUGGCUUUAUGUUGCUGGUGUUCAGUAUCCUGACUGUGGUGACGGUGUGUGUAACCAUUGUGUGCACAUACUUCCUGCUAAAUGCGGAGGACUACCGAUGGCAAUGGACGAGUUUCAUGGCUGCGGGCUCUACGUCAAUUUACGUUUAUGCCUACUCAUUUUAUUACUUCUUCUUUAAAACCAAAAUGUUUGGUCUGUUCCAAACGGCCUUCUACUUUGGUUACAUGGCCCUCUUUAGCGGCGCCUUGGGAAUUAUUUGUGGCACCGUCGGCUAUGUGGGCACGAAUCUCUUCGUGCGCAAAAUCUAUUCCAAUGUGAAAAUAGACUAAGAGCGACUCAAUUCGCCGCACCCCGCCCCCAGAUCUGUAUAUCAUCCUAAUCGAUUUACACUUGUAUUUAUUGAGUAGAGUUUUAGUUCUGUGUGUUAACUUUUGCUCCAGUUAGCUCUCCUCACUCCGUAUCUUUGAGUUUCUCACUUCUCAUGUUGGUGUGAAAAUGAAUGCCAGUCCAAUGUAUUCGCACCAAAGAUUAAAUAUUCAGUUUAACAAUGUAUGUAUACCCAAGGCACAUAUUUUUCAAAAAUAUUGCUUUUCGGAAUUAUAGGACAGUUAUGUUAAAAAAGAUCUUUGAAUCAAAAACUACAUAAAGAUUUCAUUGUAAUUUGAAAGCUCAGUUGGUUGCAUUUACGUUCUUAUAGAUAUAAGGAUAAAUUAUUAAUCUUUUCUGUUUGAAUUGGAAUCUCCAUUUCAGAAAAUAACCAUUCAUAAAAAACCUAAAUUGGCAUUUUUUCUUUUCUGUACUUAAUUUUUACAACAAUCUUUAUGUUAAUUGGAUUAUCACAACAAAAUUUAAAUAUCAAAAAAGGUCAUAUUUGAAAACAACAUUUUUAAAUUCCGAAAAGAACUUUUUGCAUUAUAUGUGCAUUUGCGUUUGCGUAUGCUUGCAUACCGUAUACAAUAUUAUUUUGAUAAAAAUUGUUUGCCUAGAAAACUUAUCAAUCUAUGCAAUUGCAACAAAUGUGACUUGAACUUGUUUGCGCCAAUUACGUUUAUGUACGAUGCAAGAAAUGUGCUGAUUAGCAAUAGUCGAUAAUCUAAUAAUAAAUUCAAUAUAUAAAACCA
Drosophila ficusphila is the source of this 2775-nucleotide messenger RNA. It is a transcript of the gene TM9SF3, whose product is annotated as transmembrane 9 superfamily member 3. Bases 190 to 1983 code for a protein of 597 amino acids. The record is from RefSeq and is a predicted model, not a curated record. The transcript is spliced from 5 exons. NCBI's taxonomy places the organism in Eukaryota, Metazoa, Arthropoda, Insecta, Diptera, Drosophilidae. Gene Ontology annotation, cellular component: membrane. Gene Ontology annotation, biological process: protein localization to membrane.